AUGUGUGGAAUCUUCGCUUGCUACCGUCAUCCCGACGUCCAAAAGUUCAAGCCAAUCGCGCUUCGACUCGCAAAGCAAAUCCGCCAUCGCGGCCCCGAUUGGAGCGGCAACAUCAUCUCCAACAGCACGAUCCUCUGCCAUGAGCGAUUGAGCAUUGUCGGCGUUGAGUCGGGUGCCCAGCCCCUGACCAAUGCCGACGAGUCGCUCGUCCUUGCUGUCAAUGGCGAGAUCUACAACCACCGUCUGGUCCGGAAGCACCUGAAGGAGUCGUACCAUUUCAAGACGCACUCGGACUGCGAGGUCAUCAUCCCAUUGUACAUGGAAUAUGGCCUCGAUGCCCCCUGCCACCUGGACGGCAUGUUCUCCUUCGUGCUGUAUGACAAGAACCAGGAUCGCAUCAUCGCCGCCAGAGACCCAAUCGGCAUCACCACCUUUUACCAGGGCUGGUCGUCCAAGGAGCCGGGCACCGUCUACUUUGCCUCUGAGCUCAAGAGCCUGCAUACCGUCUGCGACAAGGUCGUAGCCUUCCCUCCCGGUCACAUCUACGAUUCCAAGACGGGCGAGACUACCCGGUACUUUAAGCCGUCAUGGUGGGACCCCUCCAAGGUUCCCUCAACCCCCGUCAACUACAAGUCUCUUCGAGGCGCACUGGAAAUAGCUGUCAAGAAGAGGCUCAUGGCUGAGGUCCCAUAUGGUGUCCUGCUGUCUGGUGGAUUGGACUCGAGCCUGGUUGCUUCCAUUGCGCAGCGCGAGACUCUGCGAUUGAAGAAAAAGGCCCUGCAAACCAACGGUGGUGUCGAGCCCGAGGGCAACCCCGAUCUGGGUGAGGGACUCGUGGGCAUUGACGACGACGACAAUCUCGAAACUGUCACCUAUUUGCCUCAGCUCAACUCCUUCUCCAUUGGCCUCCCUGGCUCUCCUGACAACAAGGCAGCCCUCGAGGUUGCCAAGUUUCUUGGUACCAAGCACCACGUCAUGACCUUUACCAUCGAGGACGGCCUCAAUGCGCUCACAGACGUCAUCUACCACCUCGAGACGUACGACGUGACGACGAUCCGCGCAUCCACCCCCAUGUACCUGCUGUCGCGCAAGAUCAAGGCCAUGGGCAUCAAGAUGGUGCUGAGCGGAGAGGGAAGCGAUGAAAUCUUUGGCGGCUAUCUGUACUUCCACGCCGCGCCCGACAAGAAGGCUUUCCACGAGGAGACUGUCCGUCGUGUCAAGAACCUCCACCUGGCCGACUGCCUGCGUGCCAACAAGUCGACUUCGGCCUGGGGUCUCGAGGCCCGAGUGCCUUUCUUGGAUAAGGAGUUCCUCGAGACGUCGAUGAACAUUGACCCCCAGGACAAGAUGAUCACAAAGGACAGAAUGGAAAAGUACAUCAUCCGCAAGGCCUUUGACACGAGCGACGAGCCGGACAACGAGCCAUAUCUUCCAGAGUCGAUUCUUUGGAGGCAGAAGGAGCAGUUCUCAGACGGCGUCGGAUACGGAUGGAUUGAUGCCCUCAAGGACAACGCCGAGCUGCACGUCACGGACGAGAUGAUGAAGAACCCGAAGCCGGAGUGGGGCAACGACAUCCCCGACACCAAGGAGGCGUAUUGGUAUCGAUUGAUGUUUGACGAGCACUUCCCCCCGCAUUGCGCCUCGACGGUGAUGCGCUGGACGCCGACGUGGUCCAAGCAGACGGACCCCAGUGGCAGAGCCAUCUCGACCCACGUUGACAAGUAUGACAACGCUGCUUAA
Hirsutella rhossiliensis is the source of this 1740-nucleotide messenger RNA. Its product is annotated as asparagine synthase domain-containing protein. NCBI's taxonomy places the organism in Eukaryota, Fungi, Ascomycota, Sordariomycetes, Hypocreales, Ophiocordycipitaceae. The record is from RefSeq and is a predicted model, not a curated record. Gene Ontology annotation, molecular function: asparagine synthase (glutamine-hydrolyzing) activity. The transcript is spliced from 9 exons. Gene Ontology annotation, cellular component: cytosol. Bases 1 to 1740 code for a protein of 579 amino acids.